Messenger RNA from Durio zibethinus, 3640 nucleotides. The record is from RefSeq and is a predicted model, not a curated record. Lineage: Eukaryota; Viridiplantae; Streptophyta; Magnoliopsida; Malvales; Malvaceae.
UUGUUCUCUUUUGCUUGUCCUUAACAUUUCGUCUUUUUAAUGCUCUUAUAUGCAUUAACACUAUCUUGUUGUGGUUCCCAUAAAGAAUAAAGAGAACAGGAAAGAAAGGCAUGCAUUUCACACUUUUUAUUUUGCUAAUUAAGAAGUCUAGAGUUUGUUUCGUUCCUUUUUUUUAAAAAUAAUUUUUACACAAAUAUAAUAAAUGUGUUUUUUAGAAUUCUUUUAUGAAGUAAUUUAUUGCAAUCCUUUUUCUUCAUAUAGAUUUUAAUGACCUUUUCGUUAAUAUAUUUGUACUGAUAUAAGAAUGUUUUGUGUUGAAUAUGUAUGUUUGACAGAUGGCAAAGGCAAUACUAAGUAUUGUUCUUAUUGCUGUUUCAUGUUGCUUUGCUCUUCUUGCUUCAGGACAGCUUACUUAUCCAUCUGAAGUUGACGCACUGAAUGGCAUUUGGCGUAAACUCCAAGAUCCAAUGAAAAACCUCAGAAACUGGACAAAAAGAGAUCCAUGUGUAUCAAAAUGGACUGGGGUAAUCUGCACGUAUCAAGAUGAUGGUUAUUGGCAUGUUCAUGAAUUGCGGAUGCUAAAAUUGAAUCUUUCUGGAGAUCUUGCCCCUGAAAUCGGCCAACUACCUAAUUUGACUAUAUUGAAUUUUAUGGGGAAUAAUAUUACUGGCAGUGUACCAAAGGAGAUAGGCAAUAUAAAAUCAUUGAAGUUUCUGCUUUUAAGUGGAAAUCAGCUUUCUGGAUCUUUAGCAGACGAGCUUGGUUAUCUGCCCAAGUUAGUGGUGUUUCAGGUUGAUUUGAAUCAGAUAUCAGGAUCACUGCCCAAAUCUUUUGCAAAUCUGGCCAAGUGCAAGCACUUUCACAUGAACAACAACUCAAUUAGUGGUCAGAUUCCACCAGAGCUCUUCACCAUGCCUCAACUUGAGCAUUUCCUGUUGGACAAUAAUAACUUAUCAGGUUAUCUACCACCAGAAUUUUCACAGAUGCCAAACUUGAAAAUACUCCAACUUGAUAAUAACAAUUUUGGUGGAACAGAGAUUCCUGCUUCUUACGGCAACAUGCCCAACCUGUUGAAACUAAGUCUUAGGAACUGCAGCUUGCAUGGAGCUAUUCCUGAUUUCAGUAGUAUUACAACAUUUCGUUAUCUUGAUCUGAGCCAUAACCAACUUACUGGAGGGAUCCCAAUGAAUAAGCUUUCUGAUAACAUCACAACUAUUGAUCUAUCUUAUAAUUUGCUGAACGGAUCCAUCCCUUCAAACUUUUCAGGCCUGCCUCAUCUUCAGAGAUUGUCACUGGAAAACAAUUCGUUAAGUGGAGAUGUUCCCUUCACUAUUUGGCGAAAUGUAAAUUUUACUGCUAAGGCAAGACUUAUCAUAUUAACUACGUCCAGCAUGGUGGAUGAAUCGCUUGACUUGCCUGGUCCUCUGUGCACAUGCUUUACUUGCAGAGAUUUCCGGAGUAAUUCGCUUUCAAAUUUUUCAGGCAGAAUAGAUCCUCCUUCAAAUGUUACAAUUAGGCUCCAGGGCAAUCCUGUGUGUACCUUAGCAAAUCAACUAAACAUAGCCCAAUUCUGUCGAAUUACUCUUGGAAAUGAUGAUUUUGUAUCUGGAAAUGGAAGCUCAAGUAACUAUAAUGACAGCUGCCUACCUCAAUCUUGUCCUCUCGGUGACAACUAUGAUUAUGUCCCAGAAUCUCCUGAUCCUUGCUUCUGUGCUGCACCUUUAGGAGUCACGUUACGCUUAAAAAGUCCUACCAUAUCAGAUUUUCGUCCAUAUAUUUAUUCAUAUAAGAUGUUCAUUACGUCCAAUCUCAGCUUGGAUCUUUAUCAACUAUUUGUGGAAUCAUUUAUAUGGCAAACGGGUCCUAGGCUACUGCUGUAUUUAAAAUUUUUCCCUCAAUAUCAAUAUAGCAACAAGACUCAUAAAUUCAAUGACACUGAGGUACAACAGAUCGAAGACAUGAUUGCUACACUUUCAAUUCCUCCGGAUGACAUCUUUGGUUCAUAUGAGCUGCUCAGUUUUACACUCGGACUUUACUCAAAUGUUUAUCCCCAGUCCUCGAAAUCAGGAAUAAGUAAAGGUGCCAUAAUCGGAAUAAUCUUAGGGGUCAUGUCCCUUGUAGGUGUAAUAUCUUCGACAGUUACGGUCCUCUUCUAUAUAUGGAGCACCAAAUCCGGGCAUGACAUAUCAAAAAAAGAGUCAAGUAAGUCCACAUUUGCAAAAAUUCCGAUCGGAACUGAUAGUGUUAAGGACUUCAGCUUUGGAGAACUUGAAGCAGCUACAACUGGUUUCAACGAUACCACUCAAGUUGGUCAAGGAGGCUACGGAAAGGUUUACAGAGGCAUUUUGGCUAAUGGAACAGUAGUGGCAAUUAAGCGUGGCCAACAAGGAUCUUUGCAGGGUCAGAUAGAAUUUAUAACUGAAAUAGAACUGUUGUCGCGAGUGCAUCAUCGGAACCUGGUUUCUUUGGUUGGAUAUUGUAUCGAACAAGGCGAGCAGAUGUUAGUAUAUGAGUUUAUGCCCAAUGGUUCUCUCCAUGAUCUUCUCUCAGAUGGAUGCAGGCAUACCUUGAGUUUCCCCAUGCGGUUGCACAUUGCAUUGGGCUCAGCCAAAGGCAUCCUCUACCUACAUACUGAAGCUGACCCACCAAUAAUUCAUCGGGAUAUCAAGGCAAACAACAUAUUGUUGGACUUCAAGUUUACUCCUAAAGUUUCUGAUUUUGGAAUCUCAAGGCUUGCACCAGUACCAGAUACUGAAGGAGCUGCUGCUCAUGUAUCCACAGUUGUGAAAGGCACACCAGGCUAUCUGGAUCCUGAAUAUUUCUUGACUCACACGUUGACAGAGAAAAGUGAUGUCUAUAGCCUUGGAAUAGUGUUUCUGGAACUUUUGACAGGGAUGCCGCCUAUCUCUCAUGGCAGAAACAUUGUCCGAGAGGUUUAUGGAGCUUGUCAAUCAGGAUUGAUGUUUUCCAUCAUAGACCGGAGCAUGGGUUCAUACUCUUCUGAAAUCAUCAAGAAAUUUAUGGCACUGGCCCUGAAGUGUUGCCAGGAUGAUCCCAAGGAACGACCGACAAUGUUGGAAGUUGUGAGAGAGUUAGAGAACUUAUGUUCACUGCUUCCGGAGUCCGACAUGAUUCCAACAGAGUCAGAUGCGUCCAUUUCCGAAGUGUCAGGGGUUGGCUCAUCGCAUCUCUACUUUGGAAAGAAUUCCCAUCCCCAAAUGACCACUGAAAUCAUAGGAAGUGAACUUGUUAGCGGUGUAAUCCCCACCAUCAAGCCUCGCUGAUGCAAGCAGCCUUGUUUACUCAAUGUUGGAAUCAAAUGUGCUCUCAUCAGUUCAUCAUGUUGAAUAUUUUGAAAGCAAAUGUAAUGAGGCUGCUCAGUCACUGUAUAUGGCUUUAAUUUUACGUGAAAAAUGGGAAACCAAUAGCUAUGUAUGUAAAUACUAAAAUUGUGCAUUUUGUCUGGAAAAUAAUAGAAUAUCAUCACUAAUAAUGAAGAUAGUGUUUCAGAUUUUUUUUUUGAAUGACUUUGAAUUUAAUUAUCUCAUAACAAUUUCACAUUGCUUAGUAGUAAAAACAUUCUACAAUUUCUUGAUGAAAUGAAUAUCCAGGACAGGUCUUACGGUAAUAUCAUCCCCAU